Aspergillus caelatus is the source of this 372-nucleotide messenger RNA. RefSeq lists its product as uncharacterized. The transcript has 3 exons. NCBI's taxonomy places the organism in Eukaryota, Fungi, Ascomycota, Eurotiomycetes, Eurotiales, Aspergillaceae. Bases 1 to 372 code for a protein of 123 amino acids. The record is from RefSeq and is a predicted model, not a curated record.
AUGCGGCCGUGUUUAUCCUUCUUAGAGGCAAAGGAGUUACCUCCCGCGGUCCGCGUCGAUGGACUCGCUUUUCACUUGGUCUGGGGUCAGUCGCCAAACGAGGCGCAGGCCUCCCAAUUGCCGCAAUUGAAAUCUAACCUGCCCACCGAAGAGCAUCGCAUCAAGGAAACUCAGCAGUUUGGCAAAGGUCCAGCACCCUUGCACAAGCUGGGCUGUUCUGGACUUUGCGUGACCGACUUCGGUGCGUUCUAUAAGUUCCUCGCGGCCCAUUUUAACUUUCGGCAGAGUGAUUCCAUCUACGAUCAGAGCGCUCGGAACAUAACUGUAUUCGGUCGUCUCGACCGGGGCUCCACCCCGGUGGAUUGUCACUGA